UCCUGUCCCCACCCAUUCGCCAUGAAGCAGCUGUGCCUGUGCGCAGCCGCCUCCUUCGCGGGCCAAGACUGGGGCAAAAGUGACCAGCGCCUGCUCCAGGCCGUGGAGAACAACGAUGUGGCCAGAGUGGCCUCGUUGAUCGCUCACAAAGGGCUGUUGCCCACGAAACUGGACCCCGAGGGCAAGUCUGCGUUCCACUUGGCGGCCAUGAGGGGUGCGGCGGGCUGUCUGGAGGUGAUGCUGGGUCAAGGCUCAGACGUCAUGAGCACAGAUGGAGCAGGUUACAAUGCCCUUCACCUGGCAGCCAAGUAUGGGCACCCUGAGUGCCUGAAGCAACUCUUGGAGGCUUCCUGCGUGGUGGACAUUGAGGACAGCAGUGGGUGGACAGCCCUUCACCAUGCAGCGGCUGGUGGUUGUCUGUCCUGCUCAAAGCUGCUCUGCUCUUUCAAGGCACAUCUGAACCCCCGGGAUCGGUCGGGUGCCACGCCCCUCAUGAUAGCAGCCCAGAUGUGUCACACAGACCUGUGCCGCCUCCUCCUACAGCAGGGGGCUGCAGCAAAUGACCAGGACCUGCAAGGCAGGACAGCCUUGAUGCUGGCAUGUGAGGGGGCCAGCCCCGAGACUGUUGAAGUACUCCUGCAGGGUGGAGCCCAGCCGGGCAUCACCGAUGCACUGGGCCAGGACGCCACUCACUAUGGAGCCCUGACCGGGGACAAACUCAUCUUGCAGCUUCUACAGGAGUCUGCACAGCGCCCUUCACGUCCCAGUGCCUCUCUAGAGGAUGACUCCGGAGAGGCCUCGUCUCAGAACUCGGUGUCCAGCCACGAAAAGCGAGGGGCCCCCAAGAAGCGGAAGGCACCCCAGCCUCCAGCCAGCACGCCUGUUCCCGACGAUCAGGAUGCUUAUGAGGAGAUUGUACGCCUGCGCCAAGAGAGAGGCCGGCUCCUACAGAAGAUCAGGGGACUGGAGCAGCACAAGGAACGGAGGAGAAGGGAGCCCCUGGAAGCAGAGGCCAGCUCAGUGCACAGCCUGGAGAGGCAGGUGCAGGAGCUGCAGCAGCUGCUGGCGGAGAAGCAGGAGGAGAAGGAGAGCCUGGGCCGGGAGGUGGAGAGCCUGCAGAGCCGCCUGUCCCUGCUGGAGAACGAGAGAGAGAACACCAGCUAUGACGUAGCCACCCUGCAGGAUGAGGAGGGUGAGAUGCCUGACUUUCCAGGAGCGGAUGCUUUGUUGUCAAAGCCUCUCCGGCCGUCGGCUGAGGAGCUGGUGGCAUCCCUUCAGGAGCAGGUGGCUCGGCUCACCAGGCAGAACCAGGAGCUGCUGGAGAAGGUCCAGAUCCUUGAGGAGUUUGAGAAGGACGAGGUGCAGAUGGCGGAAGACAGUCAGCCUGAGGUAGUCCCUCUGGUCUUGUAUGACUCCCUGAGGGCAGAGCUUGAGCAGCUCCGGAGGCAGCACGAAGAGGCCAUGCAUGCGCUGCAGCAGCAGCGGGAGGUGACCAGGGGUCAUGGGGCAGAAGAGACAGCACACAGGGAGAGCAAGGACAAGGGCACAACCUCCCAGAAUGGACCCAGUGUCCCGGAGCUCAACGGCACCACGUAUCCAGAAACCACAGCCAAUGGCACCGAACCCCAAGCCGGAGGCUCCGUGGGCGUCGGGAACACGGAAGCCAGUGCUUCAGAAGUGGCACCCAUAGAGCCCGAGGCUGCAGGCUCAGAGGCCACGGGGAAAGAUGGAGUGGCAGUGGAGGUCGUGGACACGAGAACCACCGUGGCUCAGGCCCUAGACGUGAGCCCUGAAAGUGAGCCGGUGGCGGCAGAAGUCACAGGAGUGAAGGAGAAUCCAGGAAUGAAGGCUAAUGGAGAGCAUGUGGUGCAGGAUGGGCUCACAGGGACAGGGAUUAGAAACAUGGAGGCCACCGGAGUAGAGGCCACGGUAACGAAGGCCACAGAAUUGCGGGAUACCGGAGUUCAGGCCACAGGAGCAGAGGCUGUGGCAGUGAAGACCACGGGAGUGCAGGCCACAGUGGCAGAGGUCAUAGGAGUGAAGGUCACAGGAGUGCAGGCCACGGUGACAGAGGACACAGGAGUAGAAGCCACCGGGGCGCAGGCCACUGAGGAGACAGAGGCCAAGGGAGCAGAGGCUACGGGAGCUCAUGCCACCACCCUGGAGGCCACGGGGGCACAAGCCACAGACACCAUAGGAGCGCUGGCCACUGUGACAGAGGCCAACGGAGCCGAGGCCAUAGGACUCAAGGCCACGGAAGCGGAGGCCACCCGCACAGAGGGCCCCUGCACCGCGGCCCUGCACCCGGGGGCGGCGGCGGCGGCGCUGCAGGCCGAGCUGGAGACCCGGAUCCGCGGCCUGGAGGAGGCGCUGCGCCAGCGGGAGCGGGAGGCGGAGGCCGAGCUGGAGGCCGCCCGGGGCCGGUUUGCGGAGGCGGAGGCGGAGGCAGAGGAGGCGGCACGGGGGCGGAGCCGCGAGCUGGAGGCGCUGCGGGAGCUGCUGGCCACGGCCACGGCCACGGGCGAGCACGCACGCGCGGAGGCCGCCGAGCUGCGCCAAGCGCUGUCGGCCUCCGAGGCCCGGGCCGCCGACCUCAGCUCCGCCCUUGACACGGCCCGCGAGGAGCUGGAGCGCAUGCGCGGGGCCUCAGUGCCCGCGGACGAGCACGAGCAGGCGCUGGGCGCGCUGCGCGACCACGUGGCCCGCCUGCAGGCGCAGCUGGCGGAGCUGGCGCGCAAGCACGAGAAGACAAGCGCCGAGGUCUUCCAGAUCACAGAACUGUCCAAAGAAGUCUUCACACUGAAGGAGUCUCUGAAGAUGCAGCAGACAGCCCCUGCCAGCUCCAAGGAGGAAGCCCUGCGCAGCCAGGUGGCAGCCAUGCAGCAGCAGAUGGAGGAGGAGGCCCGGGAGCACGGUGCUGUGGUGACUCUGUACCGCACUCAUCUCCUGUAUGCCAUGCAGGGACAGAUGGAUGAGGACGUCCAGUGCAUUCUCAGCCAGAUCCUGCAGAUGCAGCGGCUACAGGCUCAGGGCCGCUGAGGACACAGCUCAGCCGUUCAGUCUCCAUCCUUCACCUCUGCAAGCUGAAGCUACAGAGACCACCUUCCCCAUUCCCCCAGAGUGAUGAAUGGGACUCAUCAUGCACUGGGAGGCUAGCCUGGGACCUCACCAAUGGUGCCCAGCUGACCCAUCACUCCACGGCUCCCAACACUCCCCAUCUGAUAUGUUACAACUACCAAUAUGCCACCUACAUCACAACCGUUCAGCCAGGAGUAUAAGCUCACUGCAAGAGGGAGACAUAACCAGUGUGGGAUACACAGUGAGGGCAGGGAUGGGGCAGGGGAGUUCAGAAGAGAGUCUGAUAUUCUGGACCCAAAACACAGUUAUGGCAAUAAAUAUGAGUGCAAUGCAAUA
Peromyscus californicus insignis is the source of this 3414-nucleotide messenger RNA. It is a transcript of the gene Ankrd24, whose product is annotated as ankyrin repeat domain 24. The record is from RefSeq and is a predicted model, not a curated record. Gene Ontology annotation, molecular function: actin binding. NCBI's taxonomy places the organism in Eukaryota, Metazoa, Chordata, Mammalia, Rodentia, Cricetidae.